AGAACGAAAAAGAUUAAAAAGGGUGGAGAAUCUGGAGAUACCCGCUUCCAAUCCCCAAAUCAACGGAGCCUCAUCUCCCCCACCGGGGACGAAGUCUUCUCGCUGCGAGCUUCAGACAAAUCUGUCAUUUUUUUCCCCAAUGCCCCCACGAUCCGGCCCCAAAACCCUGAGCCUAACGCCAUUCCGCCUCACCGAUCCCUCCCCUCAAACCCUAUCCCCGUAGAUCCACCCAAUCUCUCGAGAAGUAGCGAGAAUUGGGACAGAAGUUUGUGGGAUCGAGAGGAGGAGGGGAUGAACGGGAAGGGGAACUCGCUGCCGGCGUCCCUGGGGACGGGGCGGCUGUUCACCGUGGGGCUGGUGACGGCGUGGUACUCGUCCAACAUUGGGGUGCUCUUGCUCAACAAGUACCUUCUCAGCAACUAUGGUUUCAAGUUUCCGAUCUUCCUCACUAUGUGCCACAUGACGGCGUGCUCGCUCCUCAGCUACGUCGCCAUUGCUUGGCUCAAGCUGGUCCCGAUGCAGACCGUGCGGUCCCGGCUCCAGUUCUUAAAGAUCGCGGCGCUGAGCCUGGUUUUCUGUGGAUCGGUGGUCAGCGGCAACGUGUCGCUGCGCUACCUGCCCGUGUCCUUCAACCAGGCCGUCGGGGCGACGACGCCGUUCUUCACGGCGGUGUUCGCCUACAUCAUUACUGUCCGCCGCGAGGCCUGGAUCACGUACAUCACCCUCAUCCCCGUCGUCACCGGCGUCAUCAUCGCCAGUGGGGGGGAGCCGAGUUUCCAUUUGUUUGGUUUUAUCAUGUGCAUUGGUGCAACUGCUGCACGGGCAUUAAAGUCAGUGCUACAAGGGAUUUUGUUGUCUUCUGAGGGGGAAAAACUGAAUUCAAUGAAUCUCCUUCUAUACAUGGCUCCAAUAGCAGUUAUUUUGUUACUCCCAGUAACACUUUUUAUGGAGGAAAAUGUUGUCGGCAUUACAGUAGCACUUGCUAGAGAAGAUAUCAGAAUUAUAUGGUAUCUGUUAUUUAAUUCUUCUCUGGCAUAUUUUGUGAAUUUGACCAACUUUUUGGUGACCAAACAUACCAGCGCCUUGACGCUCCAGGUUCUGGGGAACGCCAAAGGUGCUGUGGCUGUGGUAGUCUCGAUUUUAAUAUUCAGGAAUCCGGUAUCAGUGACUGGGAUGCUUGGUUACACUCUCACAGUAAUUGGGGUCAUUCUUUACAGCGAAGCAAAGAAACGUAGCAAGUGAGAGCAUCUCUAGAACCGAGGGGCAAAUGUUCAUUGUUUUAUACCCAGAGUUGCGAUAGCUUCACCAGAAACCUGAGGUUGCUUGGCAUGUACAUGCGGCUGAUGCAUGUCUUGCGCCCUAUUCUUUUUGCGGGAACCUGCUAAAGGUUGCCAUCUGUAUCAACAAUGAAGACCAGUUAGCUAGUAGGAUAAAGAAAUUUUUGAAUAAAGAACAGAUUGGCCUUAAUUUUCUUUUUUGGGGUGCAUUCUCUCCCCAGAUCAUCCUGAUGAAGGAUAGGAUCCUUGUAAUUCUUUGCACACGUACAGGAUUUUACUCUAUUCAUAUAUUGUUUCAAUCCUCA
This is a messenger RNA of Phoenix dactylifera (date palm), 1582 nucleotides long. RefSeq names its product putative sugar phosphate/phosphate translocator At3g11320. The record is from RefSeq and is a predicted model, not a curated record. Lineage: Eukaryota; Viridiplantae; Streptophyta; Magnoliopsida; Arecales; Arecaceae.